Microplitis mediator is the source of this 3759-nucleotide messenger RNA. RefSeq names its product ankyrin-1-like. The coding region runs from base 198 to 3743 and encodes 1181 amino acids. The transcript has 2 exons. Gene Ontology annotation, molecular function: protein binding. NCBI's taxonomy places the organism in Eukaryota, Metazoa, Arthropoda, Insecta, Hymenoptera, Braconidae. The record is from RefSeq and is a predicted model, not a curated record.
UUAACACAUACACAACCAUUGGCUGUACGGAAUAACCCAGAGGCCAGCUGGGCAAACAACCCAGCAAGAGAGAAAAAAAAAAAAAACCUGACCGGUCAAACUUCCAUCCUUUAUCAUAACGUUACAUAGGAGCGUCGUUUAUUGUUGAAUUUUAUACACAAGUUUUCAGUACAUCAUUAAAUUAUAUUACAAUUGAAAUGAAAACGAGAGGAACCAACAAAAAAAAAUUGAUACCUGCAAUGGCGGCAACGGAAGAACCGCCGAGUAAAAAAACUAAAUAUUCCAAACUCCGCAAUAAAAUACCAGAAGAAGAAAUGGAUGUUGAUAUUGAUCCAGACUUAACUCUUCCUGUUGCGAUUAAAAACGAAGACAUUAAAGCAAUUGACUAUUUAUUGAAUAAAAAAGUUGACGUUAACAUUAAUCAAGAAUCUUCUCCACCAGCUCUUCAUUUAGCCGUCCAAACAAAAAACUUGGAGAUAAUUAAUAAGUUAGUUGACCAUAAAGCCGACAUUAGCAUUAUUUAUAAACAUAAAACAGCUUUACAUCUUGCUGUUGAGCAAGGGAACAAAGCAAUGGUCGAAAUACUUCUAAAAACUAAAGAAAAUAAAAGUAAAGUUGACGUAAAAGUUAAAGGUCGUCAUCCGACACCUCUUCAGGCAGCUAUCAAGUCCGGUAACUUUGAAAUAUUAAAACUGUUAAUAAACUCUGGGGCUAAUAUCAUUAAAAUUAUUCGUGAAGAUAAUUUACUGCACUACACAGCCCAAAACAAUACUGUAGAAAUAGCUGAGUAUUUAAUUGGCCAAAGAGCUAAAGUUGAUACUGACAUGAAAAAUAAAUCGUCGCCAUUUUAUCGUUGCACGCCUUUACACGUCGCCAUUAAUUGUGGAAGUUUUGAAGUGGCUCAAUUACUAAUAAAUAAACAAGCCAGCGUUCACACUGAGACAGCAUGUGGUAAAAAACCUUUAGACUUAGCCAUCGAAAAAGGUAAUUAUCGGAUAUUCAAAUUAUUAGUUGACUCCGGAGCGACUGUGGAUUUGACUUACAAAAAUAUGAAUCGAUUACAUUGGGCAGCUUAUCAUAAUUCAUUAGAAAUUGCUCGGUAUUUAUUUUCUAUAGGAGAUGACAUUAAUUUUAGAUGUUUCCACAGCCGGUCGUACUUUUAUCAGUAUACUCCAUUAUAUGUUGCCAUUCAGCAAGAAAGUGUCAAAGUUGCUCAAUUCCUAAUUAGUAAAGGUGCUAAUGUUAAUAUUUGUGGAAAAAACGGCGAAACACUGCUUACAAUUGCUAUUGAAAAAAAAAAUUCUGAACUAUUUCAGUUACUCUUAGAUGCUGGAGCUGAAAUAAAUGAUUGCCCGAAAAAAAUUUUACCUUUACAUCAAGCUGUCGCUGUAAAGAAUAACGACGUUACGAAAUUUUUGCUAAAACGUGGAGUUGAUGUUGACGUAGUUUGUAAACGUCCAGUGUCAAAAUAUUCAAAUUUCACUCCGCUGCAACUUGCAGUAAGCACAGAAAAUUUGGAAAUCGUAAAUUUACUACUGAAACAUAAAGCUAAUGUUAAUAAAAGCACUAAAAAAUUAGGAUCAGCCAUCGGAAUAGCUGUGGAUAGAAAUAAUUAUGAAUUGUACGAGUCGUUAGUAAAAGCCGGUACAGAUAUUAAUAAACCUUCGAAUAUGACUCUGUUACAUAGAGCUGUUGAUGCAAACGGUUAUCGUAUAAUUAAUGAUUUAAUUACACGCGGUGCGAAUGUUAAUGCAAUUAAUAGAUCUGAAACUUCAGAGUACUACGGAUGCUCACCGUUACACAUUUCGAUUAUGAAGGGGGAUAAAAAAAUGGCAACAUUGCUCAUUAAACAACAUGCAAAAGUUGAUGAUGAAAAAUUUAUGAAAACUCCACUUGGUAUCGCUUGCGAGUGCCGUAAUUUUGGAUUAGUCAAGAUACUUGUCAACGCAGGUGCUGAUGUUAAUAAAAUUUCAAACAAAGCGAUGCCGUUGUAUUGGGCCGUUGGUAAACAAAACUAUCAAAUUGUUAAAUAUUUAAUUGAUUGCAACGCUCAUGUUAACAUUAAUUAUCGAGGCACAUCUCUACUCUAUCACGCUGUGGAAAGUGGAACUAUAGAAAUAGUUGAGCUUUUGCUUAAAAAUGGUGCCGAAGUAAAUGCAAUCAAUGAUUCUGGUGACACAGCUCUUACUGCAGCUGUUAAGAAUAAUAAUUUGGAGCUGAUGAAAAUUCUAAUCAAUGCCGGAUCUCAGGUAAAUUUAAUGAAUUACCGUAUUUAUUCACCAUUACACUGGGCCGUUGAGCGUCGCAACUAUAGCACGACUCAAUAUUUAAUCGAACAAGGAGCUGAAGUUAAUAGCAUUUGCUUAGAUGAAACACCACUGACUAUUGCUUGUUACAACGGUAGAACAGAUAUAGCUGAGCUUUUGAUUAAAAGUGGAGCUGUCGUUGAUGAUGAUGAAAGAUUAUAUAUGACAGCUCUCGGCAUAGCUUGUAAGCAGGCUAAUUUUGAUUUAGUUGAAUUGCUAGUAAACUUUGGAGCGAGUGUUGAUCUUCGUUCCGAUGAUGCGACGCCGUUAUAUUGGUCGGUCAGUUCAAAAAAUUUUGAAAUAACGAAGUAUUUAAUUGAUCAUGGAGUUAAAGAUAUCGAUGCUAUUUCUCGGGGUACUACUCCGUUGCUCUUAUCUAUUGAACAUCAAUACAUAGAAAUAGCUGAACUAUUGCUUGAACAUCGAGCUGAAGUUAAUAUACUUGAUAAAAAAGGUGCAACAGCUCUUGGAUUGGCUAUCAAGACUCGUAAUUUGAAAUUAAUUGAACUUAUAUUACAUGCUGAGGGUACAGAUGUGAAUGCUCUGUGUUACGGUUAUCAAACGCCAUUAGAAAUCGCGGUGCAACAGCAAAAUAUAGCGUUGAUGAAAUUAUUGAUUAAUCAUCGAGUUAAUUUUGAUUUUACAACUAGAGGAGACCAGAAUUUUAUUUUUUAUCUUUUAAAAGAAGGAAAUAUCGAAAUGCUCAAGCUAAUACCUGAAACUGUUGACAUUAAUUGCAGAAAUAUUGAUGAUGAAACACUUUUAUUUGCUGCUAUUCAACAAAAAUCAUUAGAAAAAAUUGAAUUUAUUCUUAUGAGAGAAGAUUUUAUUAGUAUUAACGAUAUCACGGAUAACGAGUCUGCGCUUCAUUGGGCUGGUAAAUUCGAGAACGAGUUGAUAGUAAGAAUUUUAUUAAAUGCUGGUGUUGAUGUUAAUAUUGUUAACUGGGCCGAUCGUACAGCUGCAAAUACAACUGGCGGUAUAAUCAAAACAAUUAUCAAAACACAUAUAAUUAAAUUAAAAGCUGCUGGUUGUUAUUUAAGAUGUCUAAAUUUAUGGGCGACCGCUCAUGACGCAAAAUUAGAUAAUUUACAUAUUGAAUGUUUAGAAGAAAUUGAACUGAUGAAAAAUUUAAAAAUUGAUAAGACUAUUAUGAGUUACUAUGAUGUUAUACGUAUGAAUCAACAUAAAAUCGCGGUUAAAUUAAAUAAUUUUAACGGUAAAACUUUAAACGAAGAAGAGUUGCAGCUACAAUUCCCUUUGUAUGGUCGGAUGAUUUACUAUCGUUUAAUUAAAAGCUUACAAAGGAAUAAAUUGUUAAAUAUAAGUACUAAUGUAUUUGAUAAACUGCUUUCUGGUCAACUACCGAUUGAUAUUAUAAGAGAAAUUAAUCGUUAUUUAAAUAACAGAGAUCUCAAAAUGUUAUCUCUGUGCUAACAAAUAAUUUUUUUUU